Molecule: messenger RNA, 9922 nt
Organism: Xyrichtys novacula (pearly razorfish)
Lineage: Eukaryota; Metazoa; Chordata; Actinopteri; Labriformes; Labridae
Source: the annotation of a GenBank genome assembly
ACACACGGGAACAGCUCGCGGAAGCUGCGAAAAGACACACAGAAAGAGAAAGGUAGAGAGAGAGACCGAGGGGUAGAGAGAAGAGAGAAAGAGAGAGAGAGAGAGAAGGAUACAGAAAGAAGAGGACGGGAUGCUGCUGGGACUCUUUUUGUGAUGCUUCACCAACGUUGAGUGAGUCUCUCCGUUAACGGGAAUGAAGGACUACUUCUGCGGCACGGAGAAGGGAAAGGCUGGGUGUCCGACAUUAUAAAGCUUCCAAGAAAACAACAAAAAAAGACAACAUUUUCUCUCCCUCUUAUUCUCUUCGUUUCCCUCCUCUUCCUCUACCUCCUCCAUCUCCUCUUCUUCUUCUUGAAGAGGCUCGCGAGCCGUUGCGCGCGCCACAGGGUGCCUUCCAUCGCCUCUUGUUUGAUUUUUUUUUUUUUUUAAUUUUGACUGCUCGCGAGGCUCUGCGCGCGAGGCACCCCCCCAGGAGGGAGCUGUCCGGUGCUGAAGUUGCAAUUCUCGAGGACUAAAAUUGAAGACGCUGAAAAAGGCUGAAACUGAACAUAAAGACGCUAAAAUCGGGGGUGAACUAUUUUCUCUGAACGACUCUUUGCUCGCGCUUCCUCCACAACCUGACGACAAUCUUCCUCCGGUUCGCCUCCUUGUUAUUGUGUUAACAGGCGAAUCAGCACGCUGGCCAGGCCGCCGGCGUCUUGCUGUGUUUGUGAGUGUGUGUCGUUGUGUUUGUGACAGUGUGUGUGUGUGUGCACCACCAUGCCAAGGUCUUUCCUGGUGAAAAAGGUGAAACUAGAUGAUUUCGCCACCGGGGCGGAUCUAGAGAACGCCUACCGGCACCGGACAGACCUCAGCCUGCGGCUCCAUGACAAAGGUAGGUCAGACUGACAAGACAAGCUGCAUUAACAGGUGUCUCACCAACGAGUAGAGGAGGAGGGUGGCGGCGGGGAAAUAAGCUCAAAAUCAUGUCUCAGGUGGAUUCUCCUGUCUUUGGAUGAGACUCUCUGACUGAGGUUGGGAUGAUGUCAAACUCACCCAAAUGGUCGACUCAAAGCUGCAGGCACUAAACCCUCAACAGAGGACUACCAAAAUAACCACCAAUGGACAACAAUUCACAAUAGAAUCCAAUUAUUCUUUUAUUCUCUUUGUAUUUCCAUUUGGACAACUUUUCUGUUCCAGAUUCUCCAUGUAAAAACUCACACAGAGCUUUAUUUGUAGGUAGAAGAGUGAUGAACAGCCUAUAAUCAUUGACUACAGCAGAGUUAUCCCAUUGUUACUUUCCUUUUGUGAAAUAAAAACCCCACAGCCUCACAAUAAGCAGCAAAACAAGUCAAUCUGCAUGAGUUCAAAGACUGAUUCUUGUCAGAGCACUUCAGAGAAAGUAGAGCAUGCACGUGCAGGAUGACGGGUGAUGGAUGAUGGACACACACACUCACGCACAACAAAACUGCCAAUCCAAGAAGGCACUAACUCCCUGCAGCUCUGUGUGUGUUAGCACACCACAUGAGCUGACACUUUAUUUACUGUGAGGAGAAAAGCUGCAGCUCUCACAGCUAAAGCUUGAUUUGAAGUAUUUGGUUUUCUGCAGGAGUUAGCUGAGUUAACUCAGGAAAUCAACUAAACCCAGAGUCCUGUGUUUCAUCGAUUCAGGUUCACACUCAGCAGAAAUGGAGACUGUUUAUCCAUUUCUGAUCCACUUUGACUGUAGUUUGUGGAAUUUAAGCUUGGCUAUGGUCAUGAAGAUAGGGGGGGACAUUCUUCUAAUUUUCAGACAGGAUACAAACAGACUUUUACCAACAAUCUCCACAUACAACACCAAUAAGAAGCCCUUUAGUUAUCCUUUAUGUAACAAUGCAGUGUCCAAAGCAUGACCCAGAGGUCCAGUGUUACCUGACUGCCUAUAUCUGACAUCAUGAGUGUUAUUUUACCUCAUGUCCAGGUACACUUCCUUCCCCCUUUUCUUAUCUCAAUGCACUGCUAUCCUGGUUCCAACUGUGAGCACAAGCCCACAACUUUGUCCCCCUUUUCUCACUUAAUAAUAGAAGUAAAAGCAACAGAAUCUAAAUCCCAUAAAGCUCCUUUUUAUCCCAGGGGUGUCAUUAUUUCUCGACUGCUGAUGACAUGCACCAUAACUUUGAAAAAGACAGUUUCCCAUUCAUCGUGAAGUGCUGCCCUGUGCUCUUGCAGCUAUAAACUCCAUGCGUCACAUUUACUUUAAGCGGUGUAAAUUAUUCCACUGCAGCUCCUAUCGUCCCAGUGUCACUAACACGUUGUUGCACAUCGACCUGCGUUCAACCUCCCCUUGCAUUUCUGUUCUUGCGAAGUUUAAAGUGUCAGUCAGCGUGUGUUUCUAAUGUGGGGGUUAACAAGCCCUGCUGCUCGCGCUGACACGCGAUCUGCAGCAACAGCAGCAGCAGCAACAGCAGCAGCGAGCAACGGGUGCCUGUCCCACCGGCCACCUUUUGUCUCCAUCCCUUACGUCUGAUGCUAACAGCUCAAUGCGGAUUGUACAGAUCAGCUCAGCAACAGCAGGAACAAGCCCUCAGCUUUUGGAAUAAUUUAUGUCCCACCCGUGUCACCCUCACGUGUGUGUGAGGGGGGGUCAUGUGUAUUCAGAUGGGACGCUGUAGCAGAUAAUGUCUGUUACUGUGGCACACGUGCAGUGUCUGACGGAGCUUGUUGCUUUUGCACCAUAAAAGAUGAUAAAGAUGUACACCUGUAGAUACACUCUGGGGAGAUACUGUGAAAUGUAAUAAUGCACAUGAUGAACUACCUCUCUUUUCUUCUACUUUUUUUAGAGUGAAAAAUGUUAAACAAAUGCACACUUUUACAGGUAGAGUGUAAAAAACUUUUGACUUUCCCUUUAACUUUGAAUAUUGUGCUGCAGUUUUUACUUGGUGGUCAUUCAAAGCAGAUGUUUCAGCAAGUCUGGACAGGCAAUGGGCCUGUAUUUUCUGUGCAGGUGUUAUUUCUAUUAUGGAGAAAAGGUGACCAAAGUAGCUGUUGUUGCUACUAUUGAUGUUGUGUCACAGGAUGUAUGUGUUUUUGCUGGCCUGCAGGGAAGUGGAGUCUGCAUUUAAACGAUGCAGCUUUCACUAAUGGAGAGUAUUGAGACCAUCAGCUUUGACAGCUCUGUGGAUUUGGUAGAUUGAAGAUUUUAUUCAAACUAUCAGCUCACGUAGGCCAGCUGUCAAACUAAAACAGAUUUAAAUUAGAAAAGUGAAACUAAAAAGAGUGAGUGCUGUCUCAGGUUAUCAUCAUCCAGCCUUCUUUUACAGUAUAUCUGUUGUUCCUACCAGUAGAUAAUGCACGGUCUUAUUUCCCCGAAGUCUUGCCUCGCAGGCUUUAAACCCUGUCCUCUAUUAAAAGAAAAAGUGAAGCCUGUACAACAUCCUUACUAUCGCUGCAUAAAUGCCUGCUCCACACUGGAUCUGUCCAUGGUGCUGAUGCUCAUUUUCACACUCAAGACAGCUUUCUGGAGUUCAGGGGCAGUGUGUGUGUGUGUGUGUGUGUGUGUGUGUGUGUGUACGUUUAUCUAUUGCAGACGAAGCAUUUUAACUGUAACCUUUGAGACCUGAGAGGGGUUUUAUUGCUAUUUAAUCUCUGCACUAAUUCAGGCUUAUUUUCAGUUUCACACUCCACCACAGGCCACAGGUGUGAAGAGGAGAGACAGAUGUUAUGUGACAACAGACUUUCAUAAAGUUACUGUUGAAAGCUGGCAGCUCAUUCAAGUUUUUAACAUCAGAAUCUUAGACAACUCUUACUACUUAUAUCUCUUCUACUGCAAAAAGAGACACAUCUAAAACCACAUAUUGAACAAAAAUAACCAAAAAGUGCUGAUGAAGGACCAGGUUUAUGUGCAUUUAUUAUGUAUAUUUGAUUGUGACUGUGUUUCUACCUUUUUUUAAAUUUAAGAUAUAGAAACACGCCACCUGUUGUGUCAGCAAUCUUGUUCAAGCAUAGCACUUAGUAAACAACUUUAUUGUGUUGAUGCAUGGCUAUAUGAACAUGUGUAGUCUUGUUUGAACAAACCAGCUGUUUGGAAUAUUUAUGUCAACCUAUCAUGUCUGAUUUCUAUAGCAGUCAGUGAACCCUGGCUGUGUGCAGACGCAAAAACAAAACAACAUGAUCAAUCUGUCGCAGCUGAGGUAUAUAAGUAAUAAAGAUGUAAACACAACUCAGUAAACUGUUAUUUUAAUACAGACACAGCAAAGCUGGUCAGUGAACUGAUUCCUGUUUAUUGUCUCUGUGAAGACAGAUAAGCUGGAGGAAAGAGGACUAUCUGAUUUCACUUUAUUCUUCCUGUCCAGCUGCAGUGGGCUAAUGGCGUUAAUCCAAACCCUUAUUUCUCUGUUCGACUCUCAUGUGCAGGAGUGCAUGUCUAUUCUAAUUCUUACUCGUAUAUAAACUGUCUACCUUUUUGCCUUUCAAGAUGGCUCUCAUGGAGUAUGUUUCUCACAUGUUUUAAGUUACAGUAGGGCCAAAUCUGGCCCGUGGAACAAUUAUAUGUGGUCCACAAUAUCAUAUCAUAUUUGUAUUAUUAUUGGCCCACCAGUAUGAAGUCUGCAGAUUUCCUCCAGUAUAAUAAUGUAAACUUUAGCACCAUUAUUUAAAAUGUUCUGAAUAAACCACAAAAAUCUGGGAAAUUAAAGAGUAAGGAAGAUUUGAUAAAUAGUCAAGAAUGUGGGGGAAAAUAUUAGAUGUUUUAUAUCAUGUUUUCAAUUUUGCAUUUCAAGAUUACAAGUCAAACAUGAUUGGAUUUUUUAUUUCAUGCUUUGAUUUUGUUCAACUAAGUAUUUAGACUUUUGUCAUUUUUAUACUUUAGAUUUAAAUUUUAAACUUUAAAUCAUAUUUUGACCUUUUAAACCUGAUUUCAACUUUCUCCUCAUGUAUUUGCUCUUUAAAAGCAAAUUUUUUCUAUGCUCUGAUCUUUUGAACUAAUAAAUAAAAAUAGAAUAAAAAAUAAAAAUAAAAUAAACUUUUCUAUCUCAGAUUGCCUUUAAACUUAUCUUUUUAUCUUCUUUGAAUUUCCAAAUGAUUUAUAAUCAUUGCUGUUUUUGUUGCAUAUUUUUUGAAAAGGAGGUUGACAGUUUUGGCGAAAUGUUGACCCUGUUUGACCCUCAGGUUAGACCUAGAUCCAGAUUAUGGCACUUGCUGUGGUUGAGUUUGACACCCCUGACAUAGAGGACAAAUAUUAAGGAUUUGAAGAAAUUGAAUCUGUGCAGAAUAUUUCUGAUACUUUUAAAAGUUUUUCUGUAACUUAAUGUUGUUUUUCCUUUUUCCAUGCCAGCUGGCUACAUCAGUGACUACAUCAGCCCUGUUGUGUAUGAUGGAGAGAGCGACAGUGGGAUCAAGGUGCCCUCCCCUGACCCCCUCUACGAUGGCAUCCACAGUGACUAUGGGGCCCCUGACUCUGAGUCCCCUGACAGUCCUGGCUCUGAAAUCACCGAUGGCUACAUCAAUGGGGACGCUGCAGUGAGCGAGGGUUACACAGUCGACGCCUUCUUCAUCACCGACGGCCGCUCGAGAAGGAAAUCUCUCGGCAGCCCCAGGACCAUCCAGAGGCACACCUGUAACGAGUGCGGCAAAACCUACGCCACGUCUUCCAACCUGAGCCGGCACAAACAGACACACCGCUCGCUGGACAGCAAGCUGGCAAAGAAAUGUCCCACCUGCGGGAAGGUGUACGUGUCCAUGCCUGCCAUGGCCAUGCAUCUGCUCACACACGACCUCAAGCACAAGUGUGAUGUGUGCGGGAAAGCGUUCAGUCGGCCUUGGCUUCUGCAGGGCCACAUGCGCUCACACACGGGGGAGAAGCCAUUUGGAUGUGCCCAUUGUGGGAAGGCCUUCGCAGACCGCUCCAACCUACGUGCUCACAUGCAGACCCACUCGGCCUUCAAGCACUUCAAGUGUAAACGCUGCAACAAGACCUUCGCGCUCAAGAGUUACCUGAACAAGCACUACGAGUCGGCCUGCUUCAAAGGCCCCUUCUCUCCUCUAGGCCCCCUAGAUGCAUGACCCCUUACACCGAUAAAACAAGAGACCAAACUGCAGACAUGAAUUACCAAUAUCUUUACACUCUAAACUGCAGACACAAACAAUCUAUUUUUGCUCAGAAUAUGACCUUGCCUCCCCUCCUCCCCCUUUCACCCCUUCCCCUGCCACCUCGCUUUCCCUUGGAGCCUAUUCAUGAAGAUGAAGAUGAUGAAGAUAGCACAAUUUUUUCUCCUUGAGAUUUGCCCACUUAAGGAUUUAACUGAACUACGCAUGCACUUCCUCAAAAACUGAUCACCUCCUCUUUCUCUGUCCAUCCUGGGUAGAGACACUAAUACUAACACGGCUUCUUCCUGGCAUCUAGAUACAGAGUGGCAUCGGUUGUUUUGGAAGAGAGAUGAAGAUGAGGAUGACGACAAAGACAAUAGUAAGCCUAUCACUACUGCACUGAGAUGCAGUGAAAGAUUUUUUUCUUCUGAAUUUGUUUUUUGGGGGAAUAAUAGUAAUAAUAACAAUAGUAAUAAUAAUGAUAAUAAUAAUGUUCUGCUGCACCAAGUGACCAUAUUCUCUCCACGACUGAGGUAAAAAAAAAGUUUUAUUAAUUUAUUUAUUUAUCUAUUUAUUCUGACAUUAUUUAUUUAAUUAUUUGUAUGUUUUUACUUGAUUUGAUAUGAAUUGAAAAGGUUAACUUAUUUGUUGCACUUUAAUUUCUAUGUAUGUACGUAGGAUAUUUGCCAACCUCUUUCUAUCACAACAGGCCAAAGCAUAUGUCACUUUUUUUGAUUAUGAUUUUUUUUUUCCAGUUAUGUUGUUUACCUUUUUCUUAUUAAUGUUAUUGCAUGCAAAAAAAGAUAAUGAAAUCUAUGCCAACAUCAUAAAAAGCUUAUGAUUUUUGCCAAAAUCCUAUAGAUAGAAACCUGAGGGCAAUAUUUUUUCUCUUGGAGCCUCCGUAGGACUCUUUAAAAGCAAUAAUCACCUAAUGCAUGGUAUUUUAUGAUGAAGUUAUGAAGUAUUACCUACUACUGUAUAGCAGUCUAAAAAUCAGGUAUGUUUUACUUCACCUAUAGUCAUAUACAGAAAAAACUAAUAUUACAGACAUCAGGGAACAUGCCAAUGUAGUGUUAGAGCAACAAAAAUAAAAGUCCUGUCUUUCCUCUCUUGUUAUGCACUGCCUGCCUCUUAGUGAGUAGAACUAAUGUAGGAUGUAGGCUAGAGAGAGGCUGGGAUCAGCUGCCUGCUGGGUGUGAGGCCUAAUGUAGUAUAACUUUAACCCCAACAGAGCUGCGCUAGGCUAACGCUGGCAUUAAAUAAGCCUAAUAAUAAUAAAUAAGAGAAGCCUAAUUUUGAAUAAGGCGUUCAAAAUUUUUACUCUCAAAGGAUCAUUGGCCAUAAAUGAAAGUUUAACAGCUUUUUUAGGGUUUUGAGACGUUUAAAUGACACCUGUGUUUUGCAGUGAUGUAACAACAACUCACCUUCAAUAGGAGAACUGUCUAAACUUUGUCCAGAUACAAACAAACCAAUCUCUUUUGAAAAAAGACUCAUGCCAAGCUUAAAUUAUAGUCAGCAUACUUAGUAUUUAGCAGCUUUUUGUGUAUUUUUAGCAGGAGACCUGAACAAAGUUUGGUGCACUGUUGAAACUGCAGCCUGGUCGACUCUGAAUUCAAUGCAUUAUUAAGCUACUCUCCUAGUGCACUUUCAAACCAUAAGUGUGCUUUCUUAAACCACAGAAAAAAGCAUGCACUUAAGCUGUAUGGUCCACUGCAGCUGAACUGUUACAGUCCAAUACUCUCUCUACACUAAGUCCCUUUGGAUCUGCUGUAGGCCUCAUUCAACCCCACUGGACCAACCAGGGGCUAACUUUCUAAGUGAUACACCCACAGACAGGCUAACUCUAAUCAACCCCAACCCAGAGAUGGUUUGACCUUUAACCUAGGCGGCCAAUACCAGUGUUGCUGAACCCAGUUCUCUGCAGCUCAGAAACCUUUUCUUCAGAUUUACGGGGCUCCCUGAGAGACAGACUGAACACACACGGUCCUGCACAGAAUACAGAGGGCUUGUUUGUUUGCCAUAUGUAUCCGUUGUAGCUCUGUUUAGACACAAAUGUGCACAAGCGCAUGCACACACAAGUGCAUAGUAUCUGCUGAUUAGCUUUUGUGGAGGACACACAAGGAGAAUUUUUGUCAAGCUUUCAACAAUAUAAUGGAAACAGGUUUAAUAUUCAGAUGUGAAUCUCUGACUAUAGAAAAUUUUGUAAUUACAGAGCUUCCUCAGGCAUGACAUUACUCAAUUAGAGAUGGGGUUGACUGAAAUCCAACACCAUUUAGGGAUACAGGGACAAAGAAACUCCUGCACUGACACAUAGACCAACUACUUGGUUUCAUUUCUAUCUCACAGAUAAAGUUACAAGACUUGUUGGCAUCACAGGCUGUCAGGGGACUUCAGAUCUGGCUGUAUCCUGGAGUAAAACAGAAGUAGAGGUGUAAGUUUGUACAUCUUUAGAAAGAAAGAAAGACUGUCACAUUUCCAAGAAAGAGGCAGUAUUUGUUGUGAGUGGAGUGUGUGAGUCAGCAAAUUGCAGGUCUUAUUGGUUCCCCUGAUGUGUGAAGAUUUGAGCCGCAUUUGUUUGAAAUGUUUCAGAUGAUUAGUCAUAGAGCUCCAACUUACCGGGGUUUCAGUUUUUGUAUUCGUCUUUUUAUCUUCGGACUUUAAGCCUCGGCUAAAACACUUACAGCAGCCAUGCAUACAGAGUAGGUAAAAUGUUGACUUAGGUGCUUUUCUACAAAUGCAAUUCCAAAAUAAGAGCACAAGUGUGGCAAAGAGACCAGGGAGAAUAUGCAGCCAAAAAAGGCAUUAGCUUCAUCCUCCUUCGCACUGAUUCCUGGUAUAGAUACAUCUUUUUAUUCCAAACACAGACUGAAAAUCUUCAACAGUAUUAUCACAGUUUUUUCUGUUCAACAAACCGCUUUACAUUUUAACCAAUCUUAGUAAUGAAUUGUUUGGUGUAGCGGUAGUUUGCUAGGCUGAGUAGCUAUGAGUCAAAAGGCUUCUUGAUCAACAGAGAGGACCUAAGUUUGGCGUGCAAAUUCAGCGGCACCACAUGGCUAACAUUUCGUUGAAGUGGACAAUAAAUUAGUAGUGCUCCACAUCAUUGGAAACCUCGAUUUUCACAAAAAUGCCUCACUGGAGCUCCUCAGUCAGCCCCACUUGAGACAAACAUUAGAGAUUGGCCUGACCUGAAUAAUGGCAGAUGUAAAUCUCUAUAACAGAGAGCAGGGCCAGAUGUAUCUGUCAGAGCAGAUGAAACAAUACACAGAUUUGUCGGGUUUCCAGGCUACCUGAGACUAUCUCCGGCUGUGGUGACUCCAGCUGUUGUUUACGUGUCACAAACAGUAUCACCGCGCAUUAAACCCCUUUGCAACUUUGCACUGCAGUCUUCAAGUCCUGAGGGUAUUCGGCUGAAGUUGUUCUUGUGUAGCUGUUUGGUGGUUUUGAGGCAGGGGGGGCUGUGUGUAUGUUUGAGUCUGUCUCUGGGUGAGCUCUAGGUCUGUUCUCUCGAAGCACUUCCAUUCUAGUCAUCUCCACCUUAAAGAAAGUAGCACAAUGAAACUAACUAGAAUUCAGGUAGAGAAGAAUUAAAAACCUUGUACUAGCUUGACCUCUCUUCUUUUUUGUAUUUCUGAGUUAAAGGAUGAUGAUAACCUAAAUAAUCAUUUAUUGCAAAAGGGUUUGUAAGGAAUCCUUUGGAUUGAGAUGUUUUUACUGCUGUAUAGCGAUAUCUGACACACCUUAUCUCAGGAGGUUUGGCUCUCUGCUGCAGAGAGAGGAUCUCCUGGGGGUUUUUUGAGCCAGAAUACAGACAAUGUAAGCACAAUGAACACAAAGCAUUUUGUGGCACUUCAUAAUAAAGAAUAAUCUUAACCAACUGAGA